Molecule: messenger RNA, 857 nt
Organism: Cucurbita pepo subsp. pepo (vegetable marrow)
Lineage: Eukaryota; Viridiplantae; Streptophyta; Magnoliopsida; Cucurbitales; Cucurbitaceae
Source: RefSeq, a predicted model, not a curated record
GCCAUGUGGUAAGCUCAGAGAUCUGCACAUGGCUUUCCUCUAAUUUCUAUACAAAAACCCUAAUUUCUUCCCCCAUUAACAAUGGGGUUUUUCUUCCAUUUCAUACCCAUUUCUCCAUUUCAUCACUUGUUCAUAAAGCUUCAAACUUUUUCGAUUGAAACCCAAAAAGCUUCAAUUUUUUUGGAUCUAUGAAGCUCAAAAUCACAUUUGAAGAUCAAAUGGCUACUCCUAUGAAAAACCCAUUAUCGUUCUUCAUUGUUCUUACUUUUUUUCUCCUCUCUUUGGGUUUUUUGGGAUUUAUAAGAUUCUUCUCAUCUUUUUUACUUACUUUCACAGCUUUAAUUAUGUCCAUGCUUUAUUUUUCAAUCUCCAAAACAAACCCAUUUCCGCUUCACAAAUCUUUACACCAACAACAAGAAGAAGAACAGAAAGAACUAACCUUUCUCUCCUCCGAUCACCGGAAUUUCUCGUCGGCGUCAGCUCCUACUGUGGAUUUGCUGUCGGAAAGUGAAUGUGCCGAUGAUAAUUUCACGACCACCGAGGAAUCUGAAGUGGAGUGGCCGUUUUUUGACCGGUCAACGGCGAAAAACAUUUACCGGUCUGAUGAUGGUUCCAUUUCUGACGAGGAAAGUUUGAUUGAAAUCGCUCUCCCGACCCGACAUUACGUCAGCCAUAAGUCCGAUGACGACGACGACGACAAAGACGACAUGUCGUUUGAGUUUCAAAAGCUGAAGAGGAAGAAGAAUCUUGUGGAGCUGUUGGCUGAAAUUAACGACAUCAACGAGGAGGAGAAUUUGAUCGAGAUCGACAUAUCGAUGGGAUCCAUUAAAUAUUCAAGGUUCGAAAUUGAAGCUUAA